UAUUUCCUCGCGAAAAGUUCCAUGAGAUGUCGUCAGCGCGUAUGAUUUAUUUAUAAAAUCGCUGAACGGUCCUAUGACCGCCGUGUCGCACUUUGAACUGAUUCGAGUACCGUACGCUCGCGAGAGAACUCAGAUUGCCGGCAGAGUUUCCACUUCGCUUUGCAUCCUCGCGAAAGAGUACGUAGAGGUAAAAGCACUAUUAAUAGCACUCAACACUGAAUAAAGUCACCGCGAGUAAUCUGCAACGCAAAGUCCAACGUAACAACGUCCGCCGACAACGAAGGAACAUAAAUUGUGAUCGUCGCUGAAGAUACGUUCGAUCUCCACGUACUCGCAAGAGAAAAAAAGGAGUGGUGUAACUUUUCCAUUGAGAGGCGGUGUUUUUGUGCUCGUAUUCGGCAUUACUGUCAUUUUGUUGGACUCUCUUAUCAUACUAGAUAUUUCUAUACCAAGACGUAAUAAGAAGAUACAAAGAUGAGUUUGCAGUGGACACUGAUUGCUGGUUUCCUUUAUACAGAAAUUAUAAUAGUUCUUAUGCUAGUAUUACCAGUAGCUUCUCCAACAAGAUGGCAGAGGCUCUUCAAGUCUAGGUUCUUGCAAAGCUUAAGCAGUCGGGCUUCCUUUUAUUUUGUAAUCUUGCUUGGUGUUUUGGUACUCUUCCUGUUGGAUGCUAUACGAGAGAUGAGAAAAUAUUCUGCGAGUUUGAAUCAUUCUGAUCAUCAUCAUCAGUUGAAUCUUGAGAUGCAAGAAAACAUGCGAUUAUUCCGUGCACAGAGAAAUUUCUAUAUUUCUGGUUUUGCAUUGUUUCUCAGUUUGGUGAUACGUCGUCUUGUCCUUUUGAUAUCUAUUCAGGCUAGCUUACUUGCACAAAAUGAAGCAGCCAUGCGACAAGCUCAAUCUGCGACCACCACAGCUCGAAGUUUAUUAUCCCAGAGGACGAUUGGGGAAAGUGCACAGAAUGACUCUAAUGAAGCACAUGACAAAGCUGUUUCAGAAUUGAAGAACCAGAUUAAGGAGUUGCAAGCUAAGAAUCUUGAGCUUGAAAAUGAUUUAAUUAAAGAAAGGAAGGAUAAAGAAGCAAUGAAGUCGCAGGCGGACUCACUCGCGAAAGAAUACGACCGUUUGAACAAUGAGCAUGCGAAAAUCGCGCAAUCGAGCGGCGAUAAAAAGAGCGAUUGAAUAUUUUUUCUUGGUUCAUUUUUUGAUUUUAAUUGUUUUGCCCAUAAAUCCUAAUUAAGGUUUCAUUAUGUUAUAUUGAGUUUGGUGUUCCAUAAUUUUAAUACAUACUUCGAGAGGUAUCAUUAAAAUAAUUUUUACUAAAGAGAGGGAGGGUUGUAUAUAAGUACUAUUAUUGCUAAUAUUAAAAAACCAUGCUUUUGAAAUUCAGUACACAUCUUAUACAUAAGAAGUUUGCAUUAUUAUUUUUCUUUCUGUAAUAUUGUUAUAUUUAAGUGAACUUUAUAUUUUUAAGGAAAAGGAACAUUUUGAGUACUUAGUACAGUUUCAUAAGCAUAUUUGAAAGACAGGUGGUACAAAUCUUGAUGACAGUGAAAUAUGUCAUUCAUAACUGUUUUAUAUUACAAGAGAAUUUUGUUGGAUUUUCAUUAUUACCGAUUAUUACGCAUUCGAUAAGGAUAUUUAUAAUGUACGAUCAAAAUUAUUUAUUUUCCACGCGUCUUAGAUAACGCAUAUACUUCCAAGUCUACAUUUGGAUUAUUCUCAUUUUGUGUUUGUGCACCGUUGAGAAGAAAAAGCUAAUGUUCAUUGCUUCAAUUUUCAAUUUAGAAGUAUUGAGAUUUAUAGAAACAAAAACAACAUGUGUUAGCUACAUUAAUGAAUCAACAUCUUAAUGAUUAAAGAACGAGACUUCUGAUUGAGCUCAGGGAAUUUUUCGAUUUUGGAACGCUAAAUUCUAGAACUUCUAUAAGCGAAAAACAUCGAAGAAAUGAACAUUGGUUCUAUUUUUCUCUCUCUCUCUCUCUCUCUCUCUCUUACAGAUUCGUCAAAAAUAUUGCGAAAUUAUAUUAUAGGAUGUAUGUGUACUUUCUAUAAUGCUGUGCUAUAUUGUAGGCCUUUGCUCAGGUUAAGCAUCCCAGGUUAUGCUGUAUAUACUUGGAAUUAUAAAUAGAAAUGUACUGAGAACCACAAAAGAACGAAUUAUUCAGAAAAACUCAA
Molecule: messenger RNA, 2175 nt
Organism: Harpegnathos saltator (Jerdon's jumping ant)
Lineage: Eukaryota; Metazoa; Arthropoda; Insecta; Hymenoptera; Formicidae
Product: B-cell receptor-associated protein 31
Exons: 4
Coding region: 475-1179 (234 amino acids)
Biological process (GO): intracellular protein transport; endoplasmic reticulum to Golgi vesicle-mediated transport
Cellular component (GO): endoplasmic reticulum; endoplasmic reticulum membrane
Source: RefSeq, a predicted model, not a curated record